AUCAUCGGGACGUGAGUAAUGACAGAGUGGUUAUAAAGACAUUUUCGAAGAUUUUUCUUUUCAUCACUAUGUUCAAGUUCCGUAACAGGCACAAAUGUAAUCUAACUUUAGCAGAUCGGCAGAAGAAUCCGAGCUUCGUGAACCAGCCGGAAAUGGACGGAUUUAGGUUCGCUGCUGACAGCAUCGGCUACAGCACGUUGUCGAAGCCGACGACUGGCGUUGGAGCCUUGCAGCAGCCAAUCAAGGAGUUGUAUUUGAAAUUCAAAAAACCGGUCGGUGCUUCCAAACUCCAAAAGGUCCUCCUUCGGGUAUCCCAAGCCGGCCUGUCUGUAGCUGCAGCUGAUGGGUCUAAAGGUGAAGUAGUGCACGACCUGAAUUCCAUAACACACAUAGAAGCCGUGCGUUUCACGCUGAUCAGCGGCAAUGACAAGAAAAUACGUGCUAUAUUCUUACCUUUGGAGGAGAGCAGAGUUCCACCAAACAAGGAUAAAAGCGUGUUUACCGUUGACAAAAGUUAUCAGUUCUUCAAACAGAUCAACCACCCCCCUCUGCUAGCGUGUGUUUUGAGACGGCCCCGUGGUGUGAAGUCUCUGGACUGCCACGUGUUUGUGAUGGAGAAUACGGAGGACGCGCUCCAGGUGAUUUCGCUCAUCAACCAGAUGGAGUCUGGCAGCUACGAUAUGGAAUAUAUCGGUGACCGGCCGAAGGAGGGGAGCUUUAACCGCGGACAGAGAAAUGACGUCAUUCGCACGGAAUACGGCGAAUAUUCGGUGUACACUGGUUCCAAGUUCGAUCUGAAAGACGACUAUUUCAGACCUCGCGAGGGUGCGGAGGUGACUCUCCGCCCCCAGUCGGAAAUACCCUCCAACGAAGACCACGACGACUAUACCUGGAAUUACCGACGUGUCGUGUCCAUGGACGACGGUUGGCAACGUGGGGAAGGUGGACAGUAUAGCCAAGAAGAACAAUACCCGGGUCAGUCCAGACCGGCCUCGACGUAUGAGCCUUCUCGGCUGGGUUACACCUACGAGAGGCCGGGCUCCAUUGUCCAUCAGAGGCAGGGGUCGUCCGGGAGUGGGGAGACGAGGCUGAACAGGAGCUUUAACGAGUCGUCGGAGCGAGGAGGCCGGUUUGAAGAAGGCGUCGAGCGAGGACAGAUCUUCCCGUCUGGAAGACCAAACAAAUCGAUACGCAACUCUGACAUAAUACCGCCUAAAGUGGCAGAGAAACCACCCAAGUUUGAAAACCUGAACCGACCCAUGCCACUUCGACCACCAAGUCCUCAGUUCCAGCAACCACAGAGACCGCUUUCACCCAGAGCGCUGGAAUCUCCGAGAUCGCCAAUCGGAAUGGAGUCGCCGUCGUACUCUCAGCAGAUGCCAGCCAAUCGUAGUUUCCAUGCUCCUACCUCCGGACCAUCAUUUUCUAUGUCCAACAGAGAGAACUGGAAUGCAGGUCAGAAGCAGACGAUCGCAGAGGAAGUUCCUCAGCAGAAACCGAUAGCCAAGGUGCCCCCUCACCUGAUGACGGGCGUCAAGGUCCUUCCCACAGAUUUCUCCGCAGUCAAGCUGAAGACCCGAUCUCCCAAGUCGUCAUUCGACGAAGACCACGACUACGACAACAACCUGAACAUGAAGGCCAAGGUCAAGUCGCACAGAGAGGACGACGAAAACCAGACUCGCGCUUACCACUACACGGACUCCACAGCCGAGCCGGCCAUGUCCAACAACUACAGGGGCCAACAGCAGCAGCAGCAGCAGCAGCAGCAGCAACAACAGCAGCAACAGCAGCCUAUCUACAGAGACGAAAACUACACGACGAGGGUGCACAACUUCUCACACGACUACGAGAAAUACCACGACGACGACAGGCGGUACAUUGAACAGUACGACAACGACUUGGACGCCAAGCAGAGACAACAGUACGAACAGCGACUGUCGGAUACUCGUGGCGGCCAGAAUCGAUACAGUUCCUCGGGUUACGAACCGCCUAGAAACCAGUGGCAGGACAGCCAGGGCGGAAACGAAAGGGUUUCGCCUCUUCCUUAUGACAUGAGUGGGCGGGAGCCUGCUAGCGGCAGACCUGUGUCUUACGGCGGGGUCCAAGGCGGGCAACCGCCCCCGAAGAAAGAUGCAGAGAUUGCCUCCAUGUUCACUAACCUACACAUUCAGAGACAACCGCCAUACCACUACACACAAAGCGAUAACAACUUUGAGCAGUCGCUGGGAUACUUUCCGUGAUAAUGCGGUUACCUGUUUCUGUUAUUGGGUUCUGUGACAAAAUAAUGAGCACUGCUAAUAAGUGCCAUUGUGUGUUAUUUUAAAGAGACUGAUCUGAAAAAAACUUGUUCUGUAAAUAUAUAUACAUGUAGUUAUGCUAAAAAAAACUACAACAACAACAACAACCAUGAUGCAAUCUGUUGCUCUUUCUUGGUGCCCGUCAAGUGUGCAAGGGUGAGGUUGUUUUAAAUGCUGUGUUAAUCAAAGUGGUAGUGUUCGUGACGUCCAGGACGAAAAAACGUAUUCAAAUUACGUUGUGCAAAUGUGGAACUGACAAUCUACUGUAUGACAAUAAUAUCGUUCAGUGUAUAUAUGCUGUGAAAGUGAUCCAUGAGUGACUCCGCAUUCCACGCUGCUGCAUUGUUAUGACCAGGGCCACACCUAGCAUACCGUGAAAUGGAGCUGGGUGGAUAUCGUAAAACCACGCGUUCUUCUACAGCUAAAAAACAAAGUCACUUUUAAACUAACGCCAACACCUUUUGGUAAAUUGUAGGGGAGGGAAGGGACGCCUCUUUCACUUUCGUUAGGUGCGGCCCUGUUUACCUGGUUUUUGAUGAACCGUAAUUUACUAAAUAGCUUUAGACAGAUGCAUUUUAUUAUUUACAUUUCAUAUCAUUGCAUGGGUGAGUCUGGCAGGGUCGGUAUAUUACUAGUCUGAGGUGGUUUCGUUGUAGGAUCGAAGCCCAUUGUUGGACUGAUUUCCCCCAUCCCAGCUAGUUCCCUAGAACAGAUGUAUCAUCAAAAACCGUGGUAUGUGCUGCCACUUGUGGGAAGUGCAUACAAAGGAUCCCUUGCUUGUAGUGAAAUUGUUUUCAGCGGCUUUACUCUUAAGAUAAUAUAUUACAAUUACCAAAUGUUUGACUGCCAAUUGCCGGUGAUUAGUAAAUUAAUGUGCUCUAGUGGUGUCAUUAAACAAAAACUUUUAUCUUAUUACUGAAAUAGUUAGGUUACUUGUACAUGUAAUCAAAUACAUUUUGAUAUAAUGAAAGGAUAUAAUUAAAACAGUUAAUGUUAUCUUCUAGGAUAUUUACAUUUUGCAUGUUGAUCACUUCAGACAGACAUACUCGUACUUCAGUUAAGAACCUAAUUCAUGACACCUCGAACACAGUUAGCGGUAACGUUGACAUCCAUUGCUAAUUUAUUGGUCAUAUAUUUAACAUGGCAGUGGCGUUAAUAAUGUAAUGUUAUUCUUAUCCAGAAUGCACUUAACAUUAUAAAUACCUAGUAUAAUAUAUAAUAGUUGUUGGAGCCAAUAUGUACUAUACUCAACAACGAAAGUUUAGCAAAUAUCUUUUAUGACGUCUAUAUUUGCCAUGGUUGAAUAUACUUAAAAGAAAACCAGGUCCGC
Messenger RNA from Gigantopelta aegis, 3627 nucleotides. RefSeq lists its product as uncharacterized. Lineage: Eukaryota; Metazoa; Mollusca; Gastropoda; Neomphalida; Peltospiridae. The record is from RefSeq and is a predicted model, not a curated record.